Oryctolagus cuniculus (rabbit) is the source of this 4515-nucleotide messenger RNA. The record is from RefSeq and is a predicted model, not a curated record. Lineage: Eukaryota; Metazoa; Chordata; Mammalia; Lagomorpha; Leporidae.
CCGGCGCUCCUGCAGUGGGACCGAGCGGCCGGCGGACUGAUGGACUGUGGGGUGAGGCUGCUGGACCUUGGGCGGGUGCAUAUGGAAACUACAGUGUGCAGACCGGUCCUUUCUCCAGCCCACAUCAACGCUACAGCUUCUGAAACAUUCACGGUACUCCAGCAAAGGAUGAGAAUAGUCGAGGAACAGACCAGUUCUCUGAGGAAUGACCUAAUAAUGUUGGACUAUGGUGAAAAAAGAGGUCAGUUGGAAGCUCCAAACUAUUUAGAAGACCCUGCCAGCCAGAAGGUCAUUAGUCCUGUCCAUAAUGAAGUUAUUUGCUCAGGAAAAACAGAUAUUUUAUGGAAGAACUGUGAGUUUCUGGUAAAUCGAAUGUGCCAUCUAGAAAGCCUCAUCCAGUCCUUGAAGAUGAAUAUUUUUCGUAUGCAAACUGAAAAGGAUUUGACUCCACAGAAAACAGCUUUUCUGAAGGAUCGACUUAAUGUAAUACAGGAGGAGCAUUCCAAAGACUUGAAGCUGUUGCAUCUUGAAGUGAUGAAUUUGCGCCAACAACUGAGAGAUGUAAAAGAAGAAGAAGAUAAGGCACAAGAUGAAGUACAAAGGCUGACUGCCACUCUGGAAAUUGCCUCAGAGACAAAGAAGAAUGCAGCCAUUAUUGAAGAGGAACUGAAGACCACAAAACGUAAAAUGAACCUUAAAAUUCAGGAGCUAAGGAGACAACUGGCUCAGGAGAAGCACAUCAGAGAAUCUCUUGAGAAAUCUGGAUCAGCCAUGCUCCUCAAAAUACAAGAAAUGGGAUCAACUGUGGAGGUGGAACGGAAACAGGUGCACAUUUUGCAGCAAAACUGUAUUGCCCUUCGUGGUUCUAUACAGAGCACCCAAGAACUCCUGGUACAGGAGCAACAAAAGAAAGGACAGUUGGAGACUGCUACUUCACAGCUCAAGUUUGAUCUAAUUUCUAGAGAUGAUCUCAUUUCGAAGUUGGUCGAAGAAAAUAAGAAUAUGCAGAUGUCUUUAGACAAAGAACAUGAAGAAAAUGCAACUUUGAGGUCCGAAAUCACAGCUCUUCAUGAAGAAUCAGAAAAAGCACAGGUUUUGAAUGACCAAUUGACUAGAAAAUGUUCAGAGCUGAACAACAUGCUUCAGACUGUUAGUAUGGAAAAUGCCAGAAUCAUCGCUGACCAUCAAGCCAUUCUGCAGGUAGGGCAGAAAAUGAUGACGCAGACAUUUCAAGAACAAAAUCUAAUACUGGAUGCAGCGCAUGCGACUAUCACCAAUGAACUACAGACUGUAGAGAAUGAGAAAACCCAACUCCAAGAACAUCUGGACCAUUUGAUCCUUGAGCAUAACCAGUGUAUACAGAAAGCACGGGAUGCAGAGAAUAGGACAGCUUUGCAAAAAGAGCUUCUGGAAUCAACCAUUGCAAGGUUGCAAGGUGAAUUGGAAGUAUCCAUACAAGAAAAAAAGUCUCUGCUAGAAGAGAAAGAAAGAUUUCAGAGAGAGGUUAAUAAAACAGAAAAAGAAACAAAACAAGAGAAAUCCAAUAUGGAAAAGGAAUUAGCUAAAAACAAGGUAGACAUAAAUGCAUUAAAUGAAAACCUGCACACUCUAUUGGAAGAAAAUAAGCACCUGACAGAUCAAAUGGCUUCCCUAGAUGUUCAGCAAGUCACUUCUGAUUACCAUGGGCUGGCCCACCAGAAGGUGGAAAAAGUCUUGGGAAAAAUUACCGAAAGUAAAAAUAAACUGGCCUAUGAAAAGGGAAAACUCCAGAUAAAAGUUAAACAGCUAGAAGAACAACUACAUUCUCUUACUGAAACCAAUCUACAGAAUGACCAUCUGUGCAAGCUGAAUAAGACGUUAGAGGCCAAAUAUGCUCAGGUGAAAUCUAUUCUUGAAAAAAAUGAAGAGGAGCUGUCCCAGGCAGUGAAGUCUCGUGAUGCAGCGCUUAAGGAGAGUCAGAGGCUGAAAGGGGACCUGGAGGCCUUGGAGGACAGAGAAAGCAAGAAAGUAGGAAACUUUCAGCGGCAAUUGGCAGAGGCUAAGGAAGACAACUGCAAAGUCACAAUCAUGUUGGAGAACGUGCUGGCCUCUCACAGUAAGAUGCAAGGUGCUCUGGAGAAAGUUCAAAUGGAGCUUGGGCGCAGGGACUCGGAGAUUGCAGGCCUCAAGAAAGAAAGGGCUAUAAAUCAACAAAGGGUACAGAAACUCGAAGCCGAAGUGGACCAGUGGCAAGCUAGAAUGCUUGUCGUGGAUGCCCAGCAUAGCAGUGAGAUGGAACCUCUACAAAAAGCUCUGGAUAUAGCUAGAGAAGACAACAGGAAACUGGCUAUGAGCUUGGAGCAAGCUCUCCAGACAAAUAAUCACCUACAAACAAAACUAGAUCACAUUCAAGAAAAAUUGGAAAGCAAAGAAAUCGAGCGGCAGAAUUUGGAAACCUUCAAAGAACGGAUAACUGAGGAAUCCAAAGUGGAAGCAGAAAUGCAUGCUGAACGUAUAGAAGCUCUAAGAAAGCAGUUUCAUACGGAGAGAGAAACUACAAAGAAGGCGGCACAACGGGAAGUGACUGAGCUGAAGAAAGCCCUUGAUGAAGCCAACUUCAGAUCAGUGGAAGUGUCCCGGACCAACCGAGAGCUGCGGCAGAAAAUUACAGAGCUGGAAAAGUUACUGAACAGUAACAAGGAGAAAAUAAAGAAUCAAAAAGCCCAAAUUAAGCUCUACUUGUCGGCUAAGGCGAAUAAUGUUCAGAACAUUGAGAGGAUGAAGCAAAUAGAAACGGAAUUGAGGCAAAUGGAGCUAAUUAAGGAUCAAUAUCAGAAGAAAAACUUUGAACAGUCAUUGAGUAUCCAGAGAUUUGUUUCUGAAAUGAGUAACCUGCAGAAAGAGAUGCAGUUGCUGGCCAAGAGCCAAUAUGAUACCUCAGCACGAAAUAAACAGCAAGAGCUGCGACUCGAGGCAGAGCGGAAAAUAAGGCAGGAAUUAGAGAUUCGGUGUCGGGAAUUGGAAGAAACUAUUAGACACCUGAGGAAAUGUAAAGAGGCAACAGAGAAUAAACUGAAAGAAGCCAGUGUGGAAUCAGAACAGAUAACAGCUAACCUGGAAGAAGCUCACCGCUGGUUCAAGUGCAGAUUCGAUGGCCUGCAACUUGAGCUGACAAAAAACCGGUUGCAAAGGCUUCCCCGGGAAGACAGGUGGCAGGAAGAGGCUUACCAAAGUGAUCCUCUAGAAAAUGAGUGGGUAUGGGAAGAGAAGCGAAGAGAUUAAAGAGGGGAAAAAACUUACUCUGUCAUUUAACACUGAUGAAUUCAUCAGGAUAUUUUUAGGCUUGGAUAAUCUUCGGGAAAUACAAAGUCAAUGUAAAUGGUUCAUCACCCAUUCCAAAGCUGGCUUUAAUCUGCGACUUGAAGGUAAUGCUUUCCAACCUUGUUCAUGUCACGGCACAGGGAUAAAACAGCACCAUUUGUGGAGCACAGUGGAAUCAAUGACACAGGCCACUUUGGGAUUUGCUGACCUCCAAGGGCCUGACAGGUAGACCAGCUGUUCCCAGCCCACGGCCGUUGAGCACCGGGGAAAUCCGUGUAGAUCAUACCCCCUCUGGUGGUCAGAUUCACAUCCUUCCUCUUCUCCUCUGCUCAGAUGACUAGUCCUGAAAUGGAGUAAAAAUGCAGUUUCAGUGCUUCAGCCACAACACAGAGGUACCAAGCAUCUCUGUCCAAACGAGAAAGAGCAAGAACUAAUGAUGUAAAGCAUGCUGUUAGAAAAUACUUGUUUCAGCUCUCUGAAGGUAUGUUUAAAUAAGAAACAUUAAUUGUGUUGCGUGCAAGCCCGUCUGAAAUAGAGUCUAGAUCAACACUGACCAGCGUUAGGAAAAGGAAACGCGACGGAUGACCCUAGAAUUGGCUGCAGCGGCAUUGGCUUCCCCCGGUCUUUGUUUGUGCACUGCAGAUCACUGAACCACAGGUACCCAUUUCUUGGCUUGCUCUUCCCUCUCUACACUUGCUUGAACCCCCUUCUCUGGACAUGGUCGCCUCAUUGUCUUUACUAAAAUACCACGUAGUCCUGCUGAUUCCCAUUCUAACAUUAAUCAGCUUGCUUAGCUUGAGUCUGCAAACAGGGUGAGUCUGAAGUUGAUCAUUAGUGUGGUAACUAGAUUUUUCCUGUGCGAUAUGGUUACCUGGAUAGCUGCUAGACAUUUUUUGGUCUUGGCUGAAAAACUGGGUGGUAAGAACGGUGUCAGGGCUGCAGCUUCUCUCCACGCAGGUGGGGAGCAGUAACAGGGAACGGGAUGUUUUAGACGCUUUCUCAAACAGGGAGGGAAUAUGGAAAUCUUUUCCAUCCCUACAAAUAAACAAAAAUAGACUUAAUGUUUUUCAAAGAUACUAGAAGUUCCCAAAGUGUAUGAAAACAAUGGAGUUAUAAAAUACAGUUUUAAAUUCAUAGAAAUGCUGCCAUCUAGCGCAUACAAAAUCGUUGCAGGAGUUAUGUUCUUCCCCCUAGAACUACUUAUAAUCCAGUAAU